ACGCCAAGUCUUCCACGGUGGCUCCUCUUCUUACGUGGCAACGCGUCAACCGACCGCGAGACACUUAGCACAAAGAGAGAGACAGAAUAUUCAUUAAAAUACAUUCUCACAUUUUCUUUACUGUUUCGCUUAUUGUUAGGGUUUAGGGUUUUCUUUUAAGUCAUCAUGGGUCUGACCAUCUCAUCGCUCUUUGGGAGACUUUUCGGCAAGAAACAGAUGAGAAUACUGAUGGUGGGUUUGGACGCUGCAGGUAAAACCACAAUACUUUACAAGCUGAAGCUGGGGGAAAUUGUGACCACUAUCCCUACUAUAGGUUUUAACGUAGAGACUGUUGAAUACAAGAACAUCUGCUUCACCGUGUGGGAUGUCGGUGGCCAGGACAAGAUUCGUCCUCUCUGGAGACACUAUUUUCAGAACACACAGGGUCUGAUCUUUGUUGUGGACAGCAAUGACAGAGAGAGAGUGGCCGAAUCUGCAGAAGAGCUUUCUAAAAUGUUGCAAGAAGAUGAACUGAGGGACGCCGUGCUGCUGGUUUUCGCAAACAAACAGGAUCUGCCUAACGCCAUGGCUGUCAGUGUUCAGUCACAAACAAUAAAAUACAUAAAACUCAUACAAUACCACAUCAGGUUUAGGGUUUUCUUUUAA
Sinocyclocheilus grahami is the source of this 645-nucleotide messenger RNA. RefSeq names its product ADP-ribosylation factor 4-like. Lineage: Eukaryota; Metazoa; Chordata; Actinopteri; Cypriniformes; Cyprinidae. Bases 166 to 645 code for a protein of 159 amino acids. The record is from RefSeq and is a predicted model, not a curated record. Gene Ontology annotation, molecular function: GTPase activity; GTP binding. The transcript has 6 exons.